Messenger RNA from Rhipicephalus microplus (southern cattle tick), 3434 nucleotides. Its product is annotated as protein argonaute-2. Gene Ontology annotation, molecular function: RNA binding; protein binding. The record is from RefSeq and is a predicted model, not a curated record. NCBI's taxonomy places the organism in Eukaryota, Metazoa, Arthropoda, Arachnida, Ixodida, Ixodidae.
CGAUGGCGGAGGGUGAUCCAGACAAUAGACGAGGCUCUCAUAGGGGAAGAGGAUCUGGACGGGGAGCACGUUCUAGACGAAGUGAAGACAUUGAAGGCCAUCGGCGAAGUGAAAAUCUUGAAGGCAGUGGAGGAGGUCAGAGCCGUAGAAGCCCUGGAGGCAGUGGAGGCGCUUGGAGCGGUGGAAGUCCUGGAGGCAGUCGAGGCGCUUGGGGCGGUGGAAGUCCUGGAGGCAGUGGAGGCGCUCGGGGUGGUGCAAGUCCUGGAGGCAGUGGAGGCGCUUGGGGCGGUGCAAGUCCUGGAGGCAGUGGAGGCGCUUGGGGCGGUGGAAGUCCUGGAGGAAGUGGAGGCGCUUGGGGCGGUGGAAGUCCUGGAGGAAGUGGAGGCGCUUGGGGCGGUGGAAGUCCUGGAGGCAGUGGAGGCGCUUGGGGCGGUGGAAGUCCUGGAGGCAGUGGAGGCGCUUGGGGCGGUGGAAGUCCUGGAGGCAGUGGAGGCGCUUGGGGCGGUGGAAGUCCUGGAGGCAGUGGAGGCGCUUGGGGCGGUGUAAGUCCUGGAGGCACUGGAGGCGCUAGCAGCGGUGGAAGUCUUCUAGGCAGUGGAGGCGCUAGCAGCGGUGGGAGUCCUCUAGGCAGUAAAGGCGCUUGCAGCGGUUCGAGUCCUCUAGGCAGUAAAGGCGCUAGCAGUGGUGGGAGCCCUCUAGGCAGUAUAGGCGCCUGGAGUGGUGGAAAUCCCUUCACUAAAGGCACUGCGAGUGGUGGAAGUCCCGGAGGCAGUGGAGGUGCUUGGAGCGGUGGAAGUCCCGGAGGCAGUGGAGGUGCUUGGAGCGGUGAUAGUCCCGGAGGCAGUGGAAGAAAUGUUGCACAAGAGCGAGGUUCUGGCACUUCCAAACCACCCCAAAAGCAAGGCGCUCAGUACAUGCUGGAGCAAAGUCCACUACAGUCUUCGAGUUCAUCUGGAAAUAUAUCGCUUCGCACAAACUACUUCCGGAUCCAACGGCUAAGUGGUGUUGUGUACCACUAUGAUGUGGAAAUCAAAACUGUUAACAAGACCGAUACUUCCAGAGACACCAAGCCAAGAGGCUUCAGCACACGGGUCAAGCGUCGUGUCGUAGAGGCUCUUCAACAGUCCAAAGCGUUCAAGAAAUAUGUGCUGGCGUUUGACGGCACAAAAAACCUCUACACGAGUAAGCCAUUGCCAUCAAAGGAAGUUGAACAUUGCGUAGCCAUCGACGAAAAAAGCAACCAGGACUUCUUCAUUACGCUGAAACUCGCUUACACCCUAGACAUGGAAGAGCUGAAAAGUCCCUUCGACCCCGAUGUACACCAGAAACAUAUACAGGCACUCGAUAUUCUUAUAAGGCACGCAGCAAGCCAGACGCACGAAGCUGUGGGACGAUACUUUUUUAAAUUACCACAUAAUCCUCCUGAUAAAUUAGCCGAAGUGUAUCACGGGUUCUACACAACCUUUCGGCCCUGUAAAAGCGAGCCGAUGCUAAACAUCGACUUUGCUGCAAUGUCUUUCUGUCAUUCAAUGACGCUACUCAAGUUCGCAGAAAAAGUGAAGAAAGAACGAGGUGCUAGCAGUUUGCCGGAGCUGUUGUCAAAGGAGCUGAAAGGUUUGCAAAUAUAUACUACAUACUUGGGCUACAAACGGUUUUACCGAGUGGAACGUGUGAGUGAAAAGAGUGCUAAAGAUCAGGAUAUCACGGUCGAAGAAAAAAAAAUGAAUGUCGCCCAAUACUUCAAGAACAAGGGCCUUAAGAUAAAAUCACACUUACGAUGCAUAAAAUGCGAGGGUCAAGAUCAAUACUUACCACAGGACUUAUGCCACAUACCAGCACAACCGUACAGACAUGAGGCCUUUAAAGAAGUGAUCCAAGAAGCGUUUCGCGAUUCAAACCCCAUGGAGCGGUUCACGUUCAUCCAGGACACAGCGGACGAACUUUUCAAGACUAGUCGAGAUACUCUGAACGAAUUCAGAAUUGAACUUAUCGGGGAGAUGGUAAAGCUCAAUGGCCGCAUUAUCUCACCGCCAUCAGUUAAGUUUAUGCGUGGUCAGCUGAUGCCAGACGAAGGCUCAUGGAAGAUGCUUUUCAGCCAUCGUUUCUUCAGUUCACGGAACGGUCCAACACGUUUUUCAGUACUGGCAGUCGACUGUAAAAUAAACGAAAAUAUAGGUAUAGAGCUGACAGACAUCGGCGAAGGUCUUGGAAUUAAGCUCGAAUACUCAGAAUUCAAAGAUAUAACCACCACGGAUGACCCUUUAAAAUGUCUUUGUAAUGGUUUUAAAGAUUUGCAAGCAGCAGAGCUUGUCCUUGUUGUCCUGGGAAAUCCUAAUCUCUAUGCGACCGUCAAAGCGGCUGCCGAUGUCAGUGUCGGAGUCCUGACACAGUGCCUACAAGUGCAAAGACUCUCGGACAAUAAUUACCCACUGUGGCGCAGCAUCUGCCUAAAGAUCAAUGCCAAGCUUGGCGGCUGCAACAACGUGCUUUGCAAGACUGACAGUGAGGAGACCAUUACACAUGCUAUGGUCAUUGGUAUUGAUGUAAAUCAUCCUGCUCCAGGGGACACUCACACGCCGUCCCUUUCUGCAUGUGUCGCUAGUAUGGACCAACACGCAUUCCAAUAUCGCGCACGGGUUGGAGUUCAGAUGGACAACGAUAAUCAACCGGUGGGUCGCAAGGAAGUCGUGAUGGAUUUAAAGGCCAUGGUAUUGAACCACUUGCAAUCCUACCAAGAAAACCGGAAGGCACUACCAGAGAAGAUAAUCGUCUACAGGGAUGGUGUCGGCGAAGGCCAGUUCAAGGACUUGAAGGCCAAGGAAGUAAAUGACAUCCGAUCAGCCUGUCAAGCAAUGGGUCGGAAGUUCAAUCCUCCCCUCACCUACAUUGUCGUGCAAAAGCGCCACCACACUCGUUUUCAGCCUUUACGUGGAGACAAACCACAGAAGUUCAACGUUCCUCCCGGCACGACCGUCCAAGAAACGAUAACCCACCCGGAACACGACAACUUCUUUCUCUGCAGCCAAAAAGGCGUGCUGGGAACGAGCAGGCCGGCGCAUUACCACAUUCUCUGCAACGACUCCAAAUACGAUCUGUACAAGUUGCAGAAGCUCACAUACGACCUGUGCCAUCUGGUCGCGCGCUGCACCCGCAGUGUAAGCACUCCGGCACCGGUCUACUAUGCCCACCUGGCUGCCUUCCGGGCGAAGAAGCACAUAGAGGGCCGCGGUCUUCGUGGCCAGUUGACGAAAACGCAUUAUACUGAGGCAGUGACGUUGCAGCCGUCUAUCGCGGAAACGAUGUACUUUGUGUGACUGCCUCAUGGAUGAUAGACGCUUAAACCUUCACCUGACGCAACGUGACAUUUUCAGCGCGAAGAAAUUUUACUGACCGCACAAAAUUUUCUGUAAAUAAACUGUUUUUAACUCCCGUGA